Messenger RNA from Pelobates fuscus (common spadefoot toad), 1620 nucleotides. RefSeq names its product zinc finger protein OZF-like. Gene Ontology annotation, molecular function: DNA-binding transcription factor activity, RNA polymerase II-specific; RNA polymerase II cis-regulatory region sequence-specific DNA binding. The transcript has a single exon. The record is from RefSeq and is a predicted model, not a curated record. Gene Ontology annotation, biological process: regulation of transcription by RNA polymerase II. The coding region runs from base 22 to 1401 and encodes 459 amino acids. Lineage: Eukaryota; Metazoa; Chordata; Amphibia; Anura; Pelobatidae.
UUUUUUUUUUAAGGGCAAACUAUGAGUACAUCUAUGAGAAUUAAGAUGGAAGAAUCACACUCCAUCAAACAAGAAAAUAUAAAUGUUCCCAUUCUGUCUACUGAACAAAGUGACGAAGUUGCCUUUUUAAGUAAUUCUGCAAAUAAAAAUGAUUGUAAUGACACUCAGACCUUUGAAUUCCAGAAUGGCUUUAAAUUGGAUUCUGAUAAUGUUAAGCAGGAGACUGUUCCCAAGGGAGAUCAUAAUGAAUGUUCUUCAAAUGAAUCUGAAAAAUCACAGCAGGAAACACAUACUGAGGAGAACCUGUUUCCAUGUAUGGAAUGUGGAAAGUUGUUCUAUACACAAUCACAAUUUCUCAUUCAUCAGAGAACUCAUACUGGAGAGAAGCCGUUUGCAUGCUCUGAAUGUGGGAAAUGCUUUGCAAUUAGUUCACAUCUUCUUUCACAUAAGAGAAUUCAUACUGGAGAAAGACCAUUCCUAUGUUUGUUUUGUAGAAAAGGCUUUAUAACAAAGUCAGACCUUGUUAAACAUCAGAGAAUUCAUACAGGAGAGAAGCCUUUUGCAUGCUCUGAAUGUGGGAAAAGUUUUGCAAAUAGCUCAAAUCUAAUAACACAUCAAAAUAUUCACACAAGAGAAAGACCAUUUGUAUGUUCUGUAUGCAAACAAAGUUUUCUCAGUAACACUGAACUUGUUAAACAUGAGACCAUUCACACAGGAGUUGGAGCAUUCUCUUGUACAGAGUGCGGAAAAGAUUUCUCUUGCAGAUCAAGGCUUGUGACGCAUCAGCGGAGUCAUACUGGAGAGAAACCAUUUUCAUGUCCUGAGUGUGGAAAGUGUUUUGCAAUAAGUGCCCAUCUUCGUGCCCAUGAGAGAAUUCACACUGGUGAAAAACCUUUUGGCUGUUCAGAAUGUGGAAAAUGGUUUAUUAGCAAGCCAGAUCUUGUUAAACAUCAGAGAAUUCACACAGGAGAGAAGCCGUUUCAGUGUACAGAAUGUGGAAAAUGUUUUAGAAGUACUUCUUAUCUUAUUACUCAUCAAAAGGUUCACACAGGAGAGAAACCAUUUUCUUGUGCACAGUGUGGGAAAUGUUUUAGUGCUAAUUUUCCUCUGAUCACACACCAGCGAAUUCACACAGGGGAGAAGCCAUUCUCAUGUUCAGUAUGUGGGAAGUCCUUUAGCAGCAAUGGAAAUCUUGCUAAGCAUCAGAGAAUACAUGCUGAAACAAAACCAUUUGUAUGUUCUGAAUGUGGAAAAUGUUUUGCGAUUAAGUCAUAUCUUGUUAGUCACCAGAGGAUUCACACAGGCGAGAAACCGUUUUUAUGUGCUUAUUGUGGUAAAAGUUUUGCCAAUAGCUCAAAUUUUGCAAUGCAUCAAAGGAUUCAUUCAAAACAAAACAAGUAAUUACUGCAUUGUAGUAAGUGUACUUUACUGAUUUAGGUGCAUGUGUUUGUGCGAUAAAACACAAACAGUGUGUGUCAAUUUUAAGUUCCCAAAGACUAUAAUACCAAAAUCAGGACAGAUGAUGACGAUUGUUUUGUAUAUACGCUAUGGUAUAGCUCCCCAAAUUUUUUUUUUUUUUUUUCUUCUUCUGGCUUUUUGGCUUUGAAAUAAAAGUAAUGG